AUGGAUGGGCCGUACACAUAUUGUUUUGGGAAUCAGAUGUCAACAAUGACACCGAAAGUAGUGAUGUUCUCGAUGGAAAUUGCUGUGCCUGGACACGUUUCGCCUUCCGAGAGUACCAAUGCUUCUUUAGCUGAUAGCGCAAAAUUGGAAGACAUGGUUCGGGAACUUUCAUCAGCCUUAACAACUGUUUUGUUUACAAGAUCAGUUUUUUUUGCAGUAAAUGAAAGUACCAAUUCGCGGGUGGUACUUUGGGCGAUCUUUGAAGCAGUGGUACUUGUGGCAAUGAGUUUUGGUCAGAUAUAUUACUUGCAACGAUUUUUCGAAGUGCGACGGGUUGUAUAA
This is a messenger RNA of Gongylonema pulchrum, 342 nucleotides long. The record is from the annotation of a GenBank genome assembly. Lineage: Eukaryota; Metazoa; Nematoda; Chromadorea; Rhabditida; Gongylonematidae.